AUGCUUCCAGAUUCCAUCGACUUCCAACAAGACAUGCAGAUGUUCAAUAACAACGGGAAUUCCACGUAUACGUUCAAGGCCCAAUAUUCGAAUGGCUUCGGCUUGGAUCGGUUCCAACAGCACCAGUUGCAAGACUCCGCGGGAGUUGACUUGUCUGUUGAUUACAAAGAUUACUACGACCACUGGGUUGAUCCAGAAUUCGCAUAUACCCAAACCUGGUGGAACCCUGGCGUCUAUGAGAAGGUUGAACAGAGAAGGAUGGGAGCAUUGGAUCGUUCGAGAAUACUUACGGCCGACAACAUACCCAUCAAUGGCUUAACUCUCUCUCGUCGAGUGUUGGCAAACAUACUCUCAGUUUGUGACCCCUUCGCUUCGUGGACGGGGACUUACAAAAACACAUUCAUAGCAUCCAAAUAUCGUUCAUCGUUCAGUGCGUUCAAAUCCAAUGCCUGGCGUACCACUAGCGACGACAGCACUACUGCCUUCCACGCCCACAAUGCUGUUCGGUACUUCGGUUCCUUUUUAGGCGUCGCCGGCAGUGCCGGCAACAUCCCAGCUGUCCUUGCUCUUACCAUCGGUGGGGCUGGUGUUGGUGGAAUUGUAGCGUCCACGGUUUUCCGUUCCAAGGAUGCCCCUGGUUAUAGGCCCGGACUAUGGGUCGCUAUCAGCGCACAGUUCGUCAUCAUCCUCACUACUUGUGCCCUCACUGUGUUCUACCACUACAAGAACAAGGCUGUCCGCGAAGGCCGUGCUCCACCAAUCGAGGGGCGCCCAGGAUUCUAUCGUAUGUACUGA
This is a messenger RNA of Pleurotus ostreatus (oyster mushroom), 795 nucleotides long. RefSeq lists its product as uncharacterized. NCBI's taxonomy places the organism in Eukaryota, Fungi, Basidiomycota, Agaricomycetes, Agaricales, Pleurotaceae. The record is from RefSeq and is a predicted model, not a curated record. The transcript is spliced from 6 exons. The coding region runs from base 1 to 795 and encodes 264 amino acids.